CGGCGCUGUCCCUGACCGAGCUGCGGAGUGAAGUGGGUCGCGGCUGUGUUGAGGGUUCAGAGAUGGGCAGCGAGAAGGAGCAGAGUCCCGAAGCACACCUGCCCGAGGAAGGGGAAGGGGCCGAGCCGUGGAGAGUGGAUGGCUCAAAGGAUUCUCAGAUCACACCUCGGGAGGAACAUGGGCAGGAGAGCCUGAUGGGGGUGCUCCACGGAACGCAAACACCAAAGCCAUGGCGGAAAGUCACUGCCCAGGUCGGAGGCCCCGGGGAUCCCAUGCCCUUUUCAAGCCCAGAGACGGACGAGAAGCCUUUUAUCUGUGCUCAGUGUGGCAAAACUUUCAACAAUACCUCCAACCUGAGAACACACCAGCGGAUCCACACUGGCGAGAAGCCAUACAAGUGUUCAGAGUGUGGCAAGAGCUUCUCCCGGAGCUCCAACCGCAUCCGGCACGAGCGCAUCCACCUGGAAGAGAAACACUACCAAUGCGCCAAGUGCCAGGAGAGCUUCCGGCGGCGCUCCGACCUCACCACGCACCAGCAAGAUCACCUGGGCCAGCGGCCGUACCGCUGUGACAUUUGUGGCAAGAGCUUCAGUCAGAGCUCCACGCUGGCUGUACAUCACCGAACCCACCUGGAGCCAGCCCCUUACAUCUGCUGUGAGUGUGGGAAGAGCUUUAGCAACAGCUCCAGCUUUGGGGUGCACCACCGUACUCACACGGGUGAGAGGCCUUACGAGUGCACGGAAUGCGGGCGGACUUUCAGUGAUAUCUCCAACUUUGGUGCACACCAGAGAACGCACAGAGGGGAGAAGCCGUACAGGUGCACCCUGUGCGGGAAACACUUCUCCCGGAGCUCCAACCUCAUCCGACACCAGAGAACACACUUGGGCGAGCAGGAGGAGGAUUUUAGCUAAAGGGGAGCCCCGCUUGGAGAGGGAGGGAGAACAUAGAGCCCACCUUGAUGGGUGGAGGAGGCCUUUAGCACCUGCUGUGGCCUCCAGGACCACAGACGCUUCACUUUGAGGAACAGCUCCUUCUUGCCUUUGCAGUCGGGAAAUCCUGAGAAGGGAUUGUGUAAAAACCCUGCCUCUUCCCAGCUGGGUUUUUUUUUUUUUUUUUUUUUUGCCUUGGAAAAUCAGAGUACCCACUCUUCAUUUCCUCGGGGGCGGGGGAAAUGGGGUGGGCUCAGGACAUGCUCUUGUGACUGGGCCAUCAGUCCCCAGGCUUUGGGGGUAGUGCCUGAGACGGUAUUGUCUGCAGGUCCUCCAAAGUUGUCUAGCUUCACACACACACACACACACACACACACACACACACACACAUACACGGCAGUGGCCUGUGAAUUCCUCCCUGCUGUGCCUCAUCCCGCAUCAGCCUCUAGAGCCUUAGGCUGGGGGGCAUGGCCCUCCUGCUGACAGACCUCUUCAGUCUCAGGAAGCCUCAGGGAUCCACAAUCCAGGGACCUCACCCUCCCAUGCUUGUUACCUGGUUUUCUCACCCGGACCUGUGUCUGACUCCUCAGUGAUUACCAGUAAAACACUU
Molecule: messenger RNA, 1539 nt
Organism: Mus pahari (shrew mouse)
Lineage: Eukaryota; Metazoa; Chordata; Mammalia; Rodentia; Muridae
Gene: Znf691
Product: zinc finger protein 691
Exons: 2
Coding region: 63-911 (282 amino acids)
Biological process (GO): regulation of transcription by RNA polymerase II
Molecular function (GO): RNA polymerase II cis-regulatory region sequence-specific DNA binding; DNA-binding transcription factor activity
Source: RefSeq, a predicted model, not a curated record